AUGCGAUCGAGGCCAGGGAACUGCAGUGUACAGAAUAACGUUUUCUGCCUACCCAACGGAAGGCAGUUCAACGGCAAGCAAUUCGAUCUCCUUUGGAUUAGGGUGGUGGAAUUGCCAUUCUCGGACUGUGUUCAUCUUAAGAACAGCUUCGACGACGGCAGGCCGGUGAAGGUCGCGCGCGACGGACAAAGGAUUGAUCAAUCUACUGGAAAGGAACUGUGUAUACUCUUCGAGAACAGGUUCUUGCAGAAACCCAUACCGUGGCAACCGGAAAUGUACGGAAGCCAAUAUGGUGCGUACGUGAUCAACCCUCAAGGAUAUCAAUGCGUGGGAGUAGCCCCAGGUGCACAGACCAUACCCCCGUUGUCUGGAUUUCCGGUUAUACCAAUAUCUCACGCCCCAGUUGAUUUGCAGCACAUUGGCGUUGUGGCGCCUUACUACCAGGUGCCCCCCGUGUCGUCACCUCGGAAUCAAAAAAGGUCGCGAAGUGGCGCAACGCCUCAAAACGGGCAGGCUGAAAAGCCCACUGACGUUGAAGGAGGGUACCGCAUGACCGAGGAUCACGCGUUAAAGGCGGCGGAGUAUAACCCGGCACUGGCAAUUUUCCCUGUUGAUUUAACGAAUUUGUCAUACGAGCACUACAUCUCCCUAUAUAACGUCUCGCACCAGUACUGGAUUGAACAACAGGAACCUGAUGUUAAACCCGAAAGCGAGUGA
Messenger RNA from Babesia bigemina, 717 nucleotides. RefSeq names its product YT521-B-like family protein, putative. The transcript has a single exon. NCBI's taxonomy places the organism in Eukaryota, Apicomplexa, Aconoidasida, Piroplasmida, Babesiidae. The record is from RefSeq and is a predicted model, not a curated record. Gene Ontology annotation, molecular function: RNA binding. The coding region runs from base 1 to 717 and encodes 238 amino acids.